Molecule: messenger RNA, 2785 nt
Organism: Urocitellus parryii (Arctic ground squirrel)
Lineage: Eukaryota; Metazoa; Chordata; Mammalia; Rodentia; Sciuridae
Gene: Hmg20a
Product: high mobility group 20A
Biological process (GO): regulation of gene expression
Cellular component (GO): nucleus
Source: RefSeq, a predicted model, not a curated record
ACUGGGACAAAAUAAUCCCUUCAUUUUUCUGAAGGUAUCAGGAAUAAUAUUUCACUUUUCUCCUUACCGGAGGAAUUUUAAAUGUUACCACGUUAGGAGACGUUACCUAUAAGGCGGUUUUUAAGCGAUUAGGUAAAGAGAAAUAAAGGAUGACAAAAUAAAGUGCUGCGGAGGAAUUUCUGUCAAGCUGUGAAACGACGGAGUGCGAAGAGUGAAGGCGAUUGAGAGGGGCUGAGGGAAUUGUCCUCUGUGCAAGGGACUUUCAUUAGGCCCCAGGCCCCUGCCUGCCCCUAUCAUCAGCAGCAUCUCACCUAAUUGGCGAGGCUAGCCUAGAACCUGCAGCCCUGCCUCAACCUCCUGAGUAGCUGGGAUUACAGGCAUGUCCCAUCGUGCCCAGCAAGAAUAUGAACUUUUGGAGCUGUGGUUGUGAUUCAGUGGUGGAGCACUCGCCUAGCACACAUAUGAGGCACCAGGUUCGAUCCUCAGCACCACAUAAAGAUAAAUAAGAUAAAGGAAGAUGGAAAGCUUGAUGACUAGUUCCACCCUGCCGCCCCUUUUUGCAGAUGAAGAUGGCUCCAAGGAGAGUAAUGAUCUGGCUACAACUGGAUUAACACACCCAGAGGUUCCUUAUGGCAGUGGAGCUACAUCAUCCACCAACAAUCCAGAAUUUGUAGAGGAUCUGUCCCAAGGUCAGUUGCUUCAGAAUGAGUCUUCAAACGCUGCAGAUGGCAAUGAACAGAGGCAUGAAGAUGAGCAAAGAAGUAAACGAGGAGGUUGGUCCAAAGGGAGAAAGAGGAAGAAACCUCUUCGAGACAGCAAUGCACCCAAAUCCCCCCUUACAGGAUAUGUUCGGUUCAUGAAUGAGCGUCGAGAACAGCUUCGAGCAAAGAGACCAGAGGUCCCAUUUCCAGAAAUCACAAGGAUGUUAGGGAAUGAAUGGAGUAAACUCCCUCCUGAGGAAAAACAGCGCUACCUUGAUGAAGCAGACAGAGAUAAGGAGCGUUACAUGAAGGAACUGGAGCAAUAUCAGAAGACAGAAGCCUAUAAGGUCUUCAGUAGAAAAACUCAGGACCGUCAGAAAGGCAAAUCUCACAGGCAAGAUGCAGCCCGACAGGCCACUCAUGAUCAUGAGAAAGAAACAGAGGUAAAGGAACGGUCUGUUUUUGACAUUCCUAUAUUUACAGAGGAAUUCCUGAACCACAGCAAAGCUCGGGAGGCAGAGCUCCGCCAGCUUCGUAAAUCCAACAUGGAGUUUGAGGAGAGGAAUGCAGCCCUGCAAAAACACGUGGAGAGCAUGCGCACGGCGGUGGAGAAGCUGGAGGUGGAUGUGAUCCAGGAGAGGAGCCGCAACACAGUCCUGCAGCAGCACCUGGAGACCCUGCGGCAGGUGUUGACCAGCAGCUUUGCCAGCAUGCCCUUACCUGGAAGUGGAGAGACACCAACAGUGGACACCAUUGACUCAUACAUGAACAGACUGCACAGUAUUAUCUUAGCUAAUCCCCAGGACAAUGAAAACUUCAUAGCCACAGUUCGAGAAGUUGUGAACAGGCUCGAUCGUUAGGGACUGAAUAUAGGUUUUAGAGCUCCCAACUUGUUCUUGUAAGCAUUUUUACUUGUGCGGAAUGAGAAGCCAUCCAUGGAUUUUUGAACUGAGUUGGAGCAGAAAGGACUGCAGAUCCCUUUACUUGGGAAAGAAUUGUCAGUGAGUGAAAUACCUUCACCCCAGGAAGCUGCGUGAGGGAGCAGCAAAAGGCACAUGUGUGUGAACUUCCUGUGGAAUCACCCUCCAGUGAUGCUUUGAAAGUGUGCGGCCACUCUCCCAAGUCUUCAGCUCCCUAUCAUUUCCAUUUCUGCUAAAGCAGCUCUACAUAUAUUCUGCUGACUAGGUGACCCUGAAGCUGACAUCUUCUGCAGCAGAAGGAAGACUGCCUAUUGCUGCCAUUCUGAUUGGACCCUUUUAUCAGUGGAGCUCCACUUUUCUUACCUAGCUGUCACUUUUUUUUAAUGCCUUUGGGGGUGAUUUUUGCUUCCCUUCACCCCCACCAAGCUGUACAUCUCCAUUUUCUGACCUCGGGGCCUCACUACUCAGCGGGGCUCUGAAGGAGACUUUCUCCCAUUGGAUGGGCCCAGUCUUCUCCCAUCGUUGCCCUGCUGUGACUCCAAAGAAAGGAGCUUCUUGUUGACAGUGCCCUGUGGAGCCAGGCUGUGUUUCCUGCCCCACAUGGUGCUCCGUGGGUGCCCGCCCUCAGCAGGCUCUGCAACUGCAGCCCUGAAGGAGAAUGGCUCUCCUCCUCCUGCCGCCUGCUGCUCUCUGAGCAUUGCUCCUGCACAGAAGCCGAGUCCCAGCCUCAGCAAGGCUCUUCUGUCUGUUGGCAGUGUCUUGCGGAGCUUUUUUGCCGAGGAAAAGGUCAUUGGUAAACACAAAGGAAAGGAGUAGUUCUCAUUUGGUAUUGAAAGAAUGUCCAAAGUUGAUCCUCAGUGAAAACUGUGGGAAUCCCUGCUUUUUUAGGUAAUCAGAUCCUUGGAUGUAGAUAGGUAGGAGAGGCUUUGGGAAUAGUCUCUUGUGCUGACUGAAUGGGCACGGAGGAGUUCUCAUGCCCUUUGUCUUCCUUCAGUAGCCAUUAACUGCCAAAUCUAGGUGGAAAAGUCAGCCUUCCCUUCCUCCCUCUACUUAGUAAGGGAUUUUUGUUUUUUAACGGCAGAAGUGAAGAGGGUUCUGAUUCUCUCCUCAGGGUCUUUUUUUUCUUUGUUUCUUUCUUUCUUUUCUUUAUGCUCUAGAGCACAA